UUUUUUUAAGAAGUUGUUUCAAGGACACAAAUUUCCAGUCUUCAAACCAGCCUGAAAUACCGCGAACCGUUCGACAACAUACUGAGAUGGCGCUGGGAAUCAGCGAGGCUCAGCUCUUGGGCCUUUUCCUCGCCAGUGUCUUCUGGGGGAUGUUUCUGAUCACUUUCGUUCAAAGCAUACGUUAUUUAUUGUGGGACUUGAAAGGGAAUCUCAAGCCACUGUCGAUAAUCAACUGGCCUCUGCUCAUAGUCGCAGCGUUGUUGGCAUUCCUAUCGACCUUCGACGUCGCGUUAGGGUUGAUGCACAAUAUUGAAGCAUUCAUAUUUUACACAGGUCCAGGGGGAUCUGCUGCUCGAUUCACGGGGUUAACAGAUUGGGUCAACAUCUUGAAGACAUGUAACGUGGUGUUUGGGAAACUCAUCAGCGACGGAGUCCUUGUGUACCGCUGCUGGGUGGUGUAUAACAAGAGAUGGCUCGUUAUCGCGUUUCCGCUUCUUUUAUGGCUAGGUUACCUGGGCUUGUCGGACCUUACACCCAGCAUCACAUCUGGAUGGACUAUGUCACUCGUCAAUAACAUACUGGCCACUGGGUUGAUUGUCUAUCGCAUCUGGCGCGUAGACCAAGAAAAUUCAGCGUAUGCUGUGCAGAGCGUAUCGUCGCGUAGCCGCGCAUUUUUUGGUCGAAGUAGCCGAAGGACUAGAUUGCAAAACGUUACAAGAAUCAUCAUCGAAUCAGGCUUCCUUUAUACGACCAUCGCAUUGAUCACCUUCAUUACAUUUCUGACCGGCAGUAAUUCGUUCUAUGCAACCUCCGACGCAGAACUUCAAAUCCUCUCAAUAGCGUUCAACCUGAUCAUUAUUCGUAUAAGUACUCGGCCUGAAGAGAACUACAGUGUACAAACUACUAGGCCACAUCACCCAUCAUUCCCCCUGCGUACAUUCACUUCUGUAGCGGAGAGUACUAGUCCAGCUCCAGACGAAAUCAUAACGAAAAGGACUCUGGAAGUGAUGGUCACAAACGAGGAGAACGUGGACGUGGAUUAUUCGCCAGCACGUUCUCGGGGCGCAAUUUCAUUCAGAUCUGAUAUGAACAAAUCUGGGCAUGAUGUUGAGAGAAAUUCAAUUCCGUAGAAUGAUGGCCAAUGGGGCGGUUAUGUGGAUUAUAUGUUCGUGUAUGAGCUGGGUACAACAUUUGUAUGGACGUGUCAAUGUAAUGGUUAUUAAAUUUCUUGCUACCUUGGUGGAG
Lentinula edodes (shiitake mushroom) is the source of this 1245-nucleotide messenger RNA. RefSeq lists its product as uncharacterized. Lineage: Eukaryota; Fungi; Basidiomycota; Agaricomycetes; Agaricales; Omphalotaceae. The transcript has 6 exons. The coding region runs from base 87 to 1130 and encodes 347 amino acids. The record is from RefSeq and is a predicted model, not a curated record.